AUGGCCAAGGGCGGGAAGAAGAAGGGCGGGAAGCGCAAGCGCCAUGCGUGGGACGACGAGGACAAGCAGCCGGCGAUGGCCACCGAGCCCGCGCCCAAGAAGAAGUUCGACUCGAUGUUCGCGCAGUGGAAGAAGACCAACGUCAACCGGCGCAACACGCAGCGCGACAAGGCGCUCACGUACGAGCAGGUCAAGGCGCAGCAGUACAACGAGCUGCGCAAGGCCACCAAGGGCCGCCGCGGCGACGACGACGAAGACGACGAGCGCGAUGGCAGCGACCAUGGCAGCGGCUCGGGCAGCGACGACAGUGCGUCCGAGGUCGACGAGGACGUUGCACCCACGCGCAAGAAGGCGUCGACGUUCCAGUCGUUU
Messenger RNA from Saprolegnia parasitica CBS 223.65, 372 nucleotides. RefSeq lists its product as hypothetical. Lineage: Eukaryota; Oomycota; Saprolegniomycetes; Saprolegniales; Saprolegniaceae. The transcript has a single exon. The record is from RefSeq and is a predicted model, not a curated record. The annotation marks the transcript as partial.